AAAACACAUUCACUUUUCACUUCUCAUUACAGUUUGCAUUGCAUUUGAUUUUGUACUGAAUUUUCCACCAAAACAUCAAUCAAAUCCAUUGACCUUUCGAUUCAAUUGCAUAUAUUGUAUACAAAAGCGUUUACUCCGGAAGAAUAUGUUUAAUGCUUUGGCCCGAAGAGUGGUUCAAGACUUGAGACAAUCGCCGGCUAAGCGUUUAUAUCACGAAAAGGUUAUCGAUCACUACGAGAACCCGCGAAACGUCGGCUCUUUCGAGAAGGGCGAGGAGCGGGUGGGCACAGGUCUGGUCGGCGCCCCCGCCUGUGGCGAUGUCAUGAAAUUGCAGAUCAAAGUGGACACAAACGGCAAGAUAGUCGACGCCCGGUUCAAGACGUUUGGCUGCGGUUCGGCCAUCGCUUCCAGUUCUUUGGCCACCGAAUGGGUUAAAGGGAAGACAGUGGAGGAAGCGCUGAAGAUCAAGAACACGAUCAUCGCUAAGGAGCUGUGUCUGCCGCCCGUGAAGUUGCACUGCUCUAUGUUGGCCGAAGACGCCAUCAAAGCCGCGCUCAACGACUAUAAAGUCAAGCAGAGCUCUAUCGACAGCGCCAAAGACCAGGAGAUCUCCGCCGAACGCGUGUCAGUCCAGUAA
Molecule: messenger RNA, 637 nt
Organism: Medioppia subpectinata
Lineage: Eukaryota; Metazoa; Arthropoda; Arachnida; Sarcoptiformes; Oppiidae
Source: the annotation of a GenBank genome assembly